AUGACCAGCUGUCUCCAGCCUGAUGGGAGGACUCUGUGGAUAGCAGCAUCUUCAUCAGGACCCCAGGAGGAGAGCAGCCAUCCCGUCCCAGUCUCAUGUCCCACACCCCUUCCCUGCCAAGGAGGGCCGUUCAGAAUGAAGAAAAUCAGCCUUAAGACCAUCUGCAAGUCCCUCAACAUCAACAAGGGCAAGGAAGAAGGAGGGGGGGAUUUUGUCAUGCUCCAGCAGCCCUCGCCAGCGGUCGACUUCUCCAAGGAAGACUCUCUUUUCAGGGGCUGCUACACCAAAGAGCUGGCGGGCUGCGACCUUGGAGGUGGUGGUGGAGGAGUUGAAGAAGAGGAGAAGGCGGGACACAACAAGGGCCGUUCUAAGAGCGAGAGUCUGAUGGGUUCUCUGAAGAGGAGGCUGUCGGCCAAGCAGAAGGCCAAAGUCAAAGGGGUCACAGCCAUGGGGUCAGUUGACGAUGACGAUACCUUCUCCUCCUCCUCUGUGCCCAUCAGCUUCAACGAGGUCAAGGCCCAUCGGCCGUUACGAUCGGCAUCCCUCUGCAGCCACCAUUACAGCCCCUCUCCCUGGCCCCUGCGGCCUGUGAACUCAGACGAAGCCUGCAUCAAGAUGGAGGUGAAAGUUAAAGCCAUGGUCCACUCUCUGAGCCCCAGCCCCAACUUGAAUGGUGUGCGGAAGGAUUUCCACCACCAGGACUUCCAGAUGGAGGGCAUCUUUCAGGAGCAGGCUGUGAAGAACCUCCAGGAGCAGGCAGAGUCCCUGAAGAACCUCCAGCAGCACCAAAACGGAGACCAGCUGCACCUGAACAUUGACGAACACGUGCCUGUAGUCUUGGGCUUCACGCCGCAGGACUACAUCCAGUACACCAUGCCUUUAGAGGAGGGAAUGUACCCAGAGGGGUCCCACUCUGUCUCUCACUCCUUCUGCCUGGACGGGUCCCUGCCUAUGGAGGUGGUGACUGAGGCGGACAGUAGCUCUCUCCACGCUGAUCAGCAGAGUCAGGAAGACCAGGAUCUGGUGAGUAUGAACCUGAACCUGCCAGUGGACCUCUUCAUGGAGUCUGUGAACGGCAUCCUCAUCGGCUCUAACGGCGUCAUGCUCCAGAGCUCCAGGGACAGGGUCGAUGCCCAACACCCCCCUCCUCCCCCCCUGCCCCUGCUACCCAGCAACGAGAUCCCUAGGACUUGCUCUGGGUUCAGUGUUGCGUACAGCCACGUGGCGGAGCGGGUGAGGCACCACUUAAACUUUGACCCCAACUCGGCUCCGGGCAUGAGCCUGGUGUAUGACUCAGUCCAGAGCAGCGGACCCAUGGUUGUGACCAGCCUGACCGAGGAGCUGAAGAAGCUAGCCAGGCAGGGUUGGUACUGGGGGCCCAUCACACGCUGGGAGGCUGAGGAGAAGCUGGUCAACCUGCCCGACGGCUCGUUCCUGGUCAGGGACAGCUCGGACGACAGGUACCUCCUCAGCCUUAGUUUCCGCUCCCAGACCAAGACCCUGCACACCCGCAUCGAACACUCCAACGGACGCUUCAGCUUCUACGAGCAGCCCGACGUGGAGGGACACACGUCCAUCGUAGACCUGAUAGAAUACUCCAUCAAAGAUUCGGAGAAUGGAGCCUUCUGUUAUUCUAGAUCUCGCUUACCAGGGUCCGCCACCUACCCCGUCAGGCUGACCAAUCCCGUGUCUCGUUUUAUGCAAGUGCGCUCCCUGCAGUACCUGUGUCGGUUCGUGAUCAGACAGUACACCAGGAUUGACCUGAUUCAGAACCUGCCUUUGCCCAACAAGAUGAAAGACUACCUGCAGGAGAAGCACUACUGACAGGGUUGACACUGACAGAUGGGACAGACAAUGGUAGCAACUUGCACUUUUGGGUUCAGUUUAAGAGAUUUAACAAAGGUUUACAGACAUCCAUCGUUUAGACAAGAUCGAUUGGGGUACAUUGGCUCUUUGUUUUUGCCCAGGGACGUGUCCAAAAUGGAACCCUAUUCCGUAUGUUGCGCAGUACUUCUGCCAAAAGCACUGGCUAUAAGUAGUGCAAUAAAUUGGUAAUGGUGAUCCAGUUCAGAUUUGCCCAAGGUGAUGUUUCUCAGUGUCCAGUCCCCAAUUCCACAGUUAAAGGGUUAAGUCGUUGUCGCUCAGACUCAGUUUCUGGCCAAACCUCCAGAGAUCUAUCAUAGAAUAUUGUAUACAAGUCUGUCACAGAAGUACAAAGCAUGAUUUAAGAAAACAUACUUUAUCAACAGUGAGAUAUGGAGUUAUUUCUCUCUCCAGUUGCUGUAGAAGACUGGAAACUCUAGAAUGGCAAGUUCAGCCGUCUGAAUAACAUCAAUAUUUUGCCUUCUGGCUCAAAUUUACAGAUUUAAAAUAAGGUUUCACUUAACUGGCUUAGGUUUGACAUCUUAAAAGGCUGCAGUGAAUUAAAUGAAAGAAAUAAAUGGGCUGAUUUUAGAGCGUGAUCCUUUUGACGCUUCAUUUAAACAUUUACUUGAAAGAUAUCCAACAACAACGCAGUGGGGCAUAUCUUCGGUGUCUUAAACUGAAGCAGAAGCACUGCAGUAAUGCAAUGCAGAGGCCAAAAGUAUUUUUAAGCAAUGUUUUUGUUGACCUUUUUUUAUUUGCCAUCCGUCAAGUUGGUUAAUGACAACUGCUAGGGCUAAUAAGAAACGUAAGCUUUGUGUGGGUGCAUGUAGCCUGGACUAUUUAAUCCCGCCCACUGUAAAAGGUACUGUUAGGAUAAGUGAUGCACGGAUAUGACAUUUUUGGCCGAUACCGAUAUCUGAUAUUUUCCUUACCAAAAAAACACUGAUACCGAUAUUUCAAAUUUUUGUAGCCUUUUUAAGCAUUCUAGAACAGUUAAAUAGUUAACACACACACACAUGGGCGCAGCUGUCUAAGGCACUGCAUCUCAGUGCAAGAGGCGUCACUACAAUUUUGUUGGUAUUUACGUAUGUCCCCAUCACCAGUAAAACAUAAUCAAAACCUAUUUCUUUCACUUACUUGAUGUGCUGUUUCGUUGUUCAUUUGUUCAUUCCUUUCAUUCUCAACCAGGAUUUCUAUGGAACGCUAUUUGGGCCUUUGCGUAUCAAAAAUAUACUAUUUGAUGUCAAAUAACACUAUUUGAUGUGUCAAAUAAGCUUGUUGACCAAUCAGGACCUGAAUAUGACUGCACGUCACAAUAAUUUAACGUGUUCAUACAUUUUCUACGUAGUUAUUACACGUUGAUUACACUAUCACUCGUAUUCCAUGUUACAUACAACGUUUCAUUGAUACGUAUGCUAUGAUGCUGGUAAAGUUGAUUCGCGCACCUACAGUGCUGGUCAUAAACAAUGUUCUUCCCCAAAAACAUCCGUUUCAGUAGCUAUAGUUAGUUAGCUAACUAUAUAGGUAGGUGUCAUCUAAAAUAACCCUAUUUGAUUAAUGAUGGUCAGACCCAUCUUUGUGAAGCUAGCCACAAUAAACAUUAGUCACAAUAGUUGACUUUUGCGAUGAGCCUUCAAAAUAAUAGUAUGGAAUAAUUCUACUAUUUCUAUUCAUUUGCAUCACUGUCAAUGACAUACUUUUAUUUUGAAGGCAAACCGCAAAUUCCACUUGUACAUAAUCCUUAUUGUGGCUAGCUUCACAACACAUACCCCAGUCCAGUCGAGCUUCACUAGCCAGAUGAAGCUAGCUGGCUGCAUAUAACGUUAGCUUUGGGCAACAGGCUUAAGUAGCUAUUUAUUUUCAGGAACUGAGGUUCAAUUUCAAUAGGCGAACAACAAGUGGCAACCUAGCUAAUACGUACAAGGAUUCCUAAAUCAUUGCUAAGAAUAAUGAGAAUGAUUGCAGUUUCUACUUGUCAUUGUUUUCAGCCUGGUUGUAUUGGUGCUAGCUAGGUUCCACCUGAAGUUGCGGUCGAACAAAUGAGGCUUUAUUACCAACGCGGUAUUGUAAACACAUCGUUCGUGGCUGGUGUUUGCUGACUUUUUUGUACAGCUUUCACAGUGCUGCUUGUAUAUCUUUUGACAUGCAAAGACCCAAACGGCGUUCCAUAGUAUGUAUGUCUUGAAGGUAAUAGCAGUGACGCUAUUGCUGUGUAACUCCAGUAGGGCAACAUCGGAGAAAUAGAGCACUUGGUAGUGUUAACUGGUGCUCGACCAGUCGGCGAAAGCCAACAUUACCCACGAUAGAGAACGGAUUUCGCCUUUGAGUUGUGUCCCUGAAAUUUUGCUACUCUUUCAAAUGACUGCUUGACUUGUUGACUGCUUGACUUGUUGAUCCACACAGCAGACAUUCUGGGCUAGUUUAGGAACACUGUGUUGCACAGUUUUAGCUAAUAUCGGCCGAUUCCAAUAUGUUCACCGAUAUAUCGUGCAUCCCUAGUUAGGAUAGAUAAAUGCUAGUUUAUAUGUCGCCAUGCACUUCUACUUAAUAUUUAUGCAGCAGUAUGAUAGCUUUUUAAAUGCAAAUACCGGUAAGUAAUGAAUAAUUAACCUGAAGAUAAACAUUUGAAUGCUUCCCUAUUAGGAGUCUGUCACAAAAUCUGCGCUAGGACAAAUUAACGUGUCAUGUUCUGUACAAUAUGCUUGCCUCUGCGUGCAGGACCUUCUUUUGAACUGUUAAAUACAGUAGGCUGUAGAGACUUGGACCUUAUCACAGUGCACAGGAGAGGGAAGUAUAACUACAAGUAAAAAGGGAAAGUCACAAAUACAUAGUUGUUUUUACAGCAUUUAUCAGUAAGCACAUUGAGGAAACACAAGACGUCUCUUAGUUUUGCCCAGCUGACCCAUUUAUUUUUAAUAGAAAGUGGCUAAAUGCUGUUCUGGAGCCUUUUUGUGUCAACAUAUGAGCUGGAUCCUGGUGAAAGGAACAAGCUUAGGCUGAGGGAUUUUGGGAAACGCCAGAAUAGAUUAAUAUUGGAGCCCCUUCCUCAUAUUUGGAAGGGAGCCAGGUCAGAGGUACGUGACAGAAUUCCCAACUCUGUAAUGGCACAAUAAUGUCCUGCUCGAUAGAGAAUGAGAUCGAGGCUUUUGUGUGUGGUUUGCCCAAUAAUUUGCAUGAGUGAUGUCACUGAUUGCCAUUGCUAUGCUGUCUGUCUCGCACUUAUGGCAGGUUUGCAGUUUGACAUUUAAAUAUGUAUCCCGUGUCAUGCUUAUUGUCAAUGCCCCCUCCACAGAACAAUGUUAACUUACAUAUUCAGUCUUGCCAGGCUGUUUGUAUUGGAACAAAGGGAAAAGGCACACAUUAUACUACACAAGUGCUCUAUAACAUAUACUUUGACAUGGGAGUCACAGUUUUACAUAUGUUAAAGUGUCUUUUUUGACAUCCGUGUCCUUAAAGUAUUUGGAAAAUGAUCUCAGACUUCUUUGGUAGUCAAUUGUGUAUUGUCUAUGCCUAGUUAGUAAAUAUCGGUUGGUAUCUAAGGUGCUUACCAUUACACCUGGACACCCAUAGGUUAGAUUGGAUCACUGGAUGGUUUUUGCAUGUAUAAAAAAGUGUUUCAUAAAGACUUAUUGGCAUUUUAUUGCUUUGAAAUGGAUGCUUUGAAAUGGAUUAAGGAUGUAGGUAAUGUGUCAGUUGUGUGUGGAGGGAUUGUUGUACUCAGUUACCACUAUCAUCAGCUGGAUGAUCUGUGUUUUCUUCAUUAAUUUUCUGUGACUUAUCAACUUUUGUCAUUUUGGGAACUAGUAGGGAGUUACUUAUUGUUUCUAACAGUCUGUGCCACAUACUAAGAGGUUACACCAGGGUAAUAGCUGUAUGCUUGUUUUAGCAAGGCAACAUCAUUUGAACCAUCUACACUUGCUCAAAGACAAAGCCAUAUUUUUUUGCAUGGUUUUCACUAUACUAAGACAAUACAUACGGUUCAUGAGUAACUCUCAAUUGUUUCCCCUAACUAAUGUCGUCACUCGAAUGACAUUGAAAAAUGUCACAACUCGCAGUCCAACGUAAGGUUUGUCACGAGCGCAUGAAUUGAACUCAUCAGUUGUGUUGUUAUGUCUAUGUGUUACAAAGGGUGAGACACCAGCGUCAUAUCGAAGAAUAUUGCUAGGUUAUGGAGGAAUGAAGACGACUAGAAUGUGUAAAAUUGAAGCAAACUUAAAUGUGAAAUGAAGAUGUUAAUUGUUUGACUACAAUGUACUUAUAAUUAUUUUAUUUCUGUUUUUUAAUCUGCCAUUAUUGUAGCAGAUCCAGAAAAACAGGUCCCCAAUUGGAUAAACACUCACAGAUGUUAUGGGUGUUUCUCUGCUGUGAUCUUCUCUAGUACUUCAGCAUCCUGGGAUUUAUUUUGUUCGUUAUUGCCUUCUCAUGGGUGAUUGUUAGAGGUUGACGCUUGUUUAAGCUGCUGAAGUAUUUUGAAUUCGUUAUCAAGCUUCACCCAUUUUAUAUUUGUUGAUGUUGCGAAUCUCUUCAAAUGAAGGUGAUUGUUUACAAUGAUAUAUUUGGUAAAUACCAGUUUUAUCCCCUCCUAACACAAACCUCUUUGGUACAAUUCAAAAACCCUUAUUUCUUUAAUGUGUUAUACACAUUUGUGCUGCUUCAUGAAUAUGAAUGCCUUGUAUUAAGCUAUGGGGAAAUAGAAUGUUGCAAUUUAAAUGUAUGUACACAUAAUGACUGGUUAUCAUUUUGGGAGAACAAAGUAGAUUUGUAAACAACUAUAGUCUGUUAACAAUUUGUCGCUAUUAGUAAAUACUCACCAGAAAAAAAAAGACAUUACUUCAGUUUACAUUUUGUUAAUUGUCAAAUUUUCCAAACGUACAUUUUUUUUAUUCUUGUAUUUUUUUCUUUUGUGGAAAAAAAUCAAUAGAUUAAUUGCACAUUUUGGAUACAGUUGAACAAGUUUUUGUAUCUGCCGAUUUAUAAAUUGUAAAUAAAAACUAUAU
Molecule: messenger RNA, 6863 nt
Organism: Oncorhynchus masou masou (cherry salmon)
Lineage: Eukaryota; Metazoa; Chordata; Actinopteri; Salmoniformes; Salmonidae
Product: suppressor of cytokine signaling 6-like
Exons: 1
Coding region: 1-1824 (607 amino acids)
Biological process (GO): phosphatidylinositol phosphate biosynthetic process; regulation of growth; protein ubiquitination
Cellular component (GO): phosphatidylinositol 3-kinase complex
Molecular function (GO): 1-phosphatidylinositol-3-kinase regulator activity
Source: RefSeq, a predicted model, not a curated record